Molecule: messenger RNA, 750 nt
Organism: Zychaea mexicana
Lineage: Eukaryota; Fungi; Mucoromycota; Mucoromycetes; Mucorales; Lichtheimiaceae
Exons: 3
Coding region: 1-750 (249 amino acids)
Cellular component (GO): plasma membrane
Source: RefSeq, a predicted model, not a curated record
AUGGCGCAUAAACGGUCGCAUUUCAUUGCGUUAUUCUUCUCAAUGUUCGCCCUGGUCCUAUUGAUCUUUGCAAACCUGGGCAUCACGGUGGACAAUUCGCCGAUCUUACAAAAAGUCUACAUUGCCCAAGGGAGCCAGACUAAGACAGAUCAAUCUAUACGAUACGGAUUCUAUAGCUCAUGCAUCUUCAAAAACGAUUCUACUGUCGAUUCCUGCACGCCAAAGACAAUGAUGUAUACCCUUGAUAUCGAUCAGCUUGCCGCGGUCAACAAUAUAGAUCUAAGCGUGAAUGCUAAAAUCAAACAAGUAGUGGAAGAUUACGCAGGCGGAACACUGAAGGUACAAAAAAUCAUGGUUAUGAUUCUUCCUUCAGCAAUUCUAUCUUUUACUGGCAUGGUUGUUGGUAUGAUGAUGCGAAGAAUGCGAAAAAACAAUGUUCUGCCAACAAUUGGCGCAUUGGCUAGUCUUGCUGGCGCUGUGUGUGGCGGUGUAGCUGUUGGAAUUGGUGUUGUGCUUUACCGGACUGUCUUCGAAGAGUUGGCACGAUCUGUCGAUGGCAUCAUGUACUACUACGGUCCCGCUAUCUAUAUUGUUGGUGCUGCAUGUGGUUGUCAAGUAAUCGCGUUUGGCUUUUUCAUCGCAAGCUGUUUUGCUAGAAGAAGCGCUCGGGAGCAUAACCAUUCAUACGAAUACUAUGAACGUCAUUCGUAUUCGUCGGAUACACCAAACAUGCAUCAGCACCGCUAUUAA